AUGGAGAAACAAAUGACUGUAGAUGCCACCACUACAGAUGUGCCCACUGCAGAUGCCACCUCUACAGACGUGCCCACUGCAGAUGCCACCUCUACAGACGUGCCCACUGCAGAUGCCACCACUACAGACGUGCCCACUGCAGAUGCUACCUCUACAGAUGUGCCCACUGCAGAUGCCACCACUACAGACGUGCCCACUGCAGAUGCUACCUCUACAGAUGUGCCCACUGCAGAUGCCACCUCUACAGACGUGCCCACUGCAGAUGCCACCUCUACAGAUGUGCCCACUGCAGAUGCCACCUCUACAGACGUGCCCACUGCAGAUGCCACCUCUACAGACGUGCCCACUGCAGAUGCCACCUCUACAGACGUGCCCACUGCAGAUGCCACCUCUACAGACGUGCCCACUGCAGAUGCCACCUCUACAGACGUGCCCACUGCAGAUGCCACCACUACAGAUGUGCCCACUGCAGAUGCCACCACUACAGAUUUGACCACUGCAGAUGCCACCACUACAGAUGUGCCCACUGCAGAUGCCACCACUACAGAUGUGCCCACUGCAGAUGCCACCACUACAGAUUUGACCACUGCAGAUGCCACCACUACAGAUGUGCCCACUGCAGAUGCCACCACUACAGCUGAGACUACAGAGCUACAGCGUAGAAUCGAAGCUAGGAAAAGUUUUACGCCUGAUCUAUUGUAA
Branchiostoma floridae (Florida lancelet) is the source of this 702-nucleotide messenger RNA. RefSeq lists its product as uncharacterized. NCBI's taxonomy places the organism in Eukaryota, Metazoa, Chordata, Leptocardii, Amphioxiformes, Branchiostomatidae. The record is from RefSeq and is a predicted model, not a curated record. The transcript has 2 exons. Bases 1 to 702 code for a protein of 233 amino acids.